Syngnathoides biaculeatus (alligator pipefish) is the source of this 6264-nucleotide messenger RNA. It is a transcript of the gene csf2rb, whose product is annotated as colony stimulating factor 2 receptor subunit beta. The transcript has 15 exons. The record is from RefSeq and is a predicted model, not a curated record. Gene Ontology annotation, molecular function: cytokine receptor activity; protein binding. Gene Ontology annotation, biological process: cytokine-mediated signaling pathway; immunoglobulin mediated immune response. Gene Ontology annotation, cellular component: external side of plasma membrane. NCBI's taxonomy places the organism in Eukaryota, Metazoa, Chordata, Actinopteri, Syngnathiformes, Syngnathidae. The coding region runs from base 2662 to 4860 and encodes 732 amino acids.
AGAUGUCAAUCAUCCAUGGAGAUGCAUAUGAUAAGAAACAUUUUUUACAGCCAAAUAGCAACUCUGGAAAGUGUGCACCAUUCUGUUUACUUGAUUUGGCUGAAAUAUUUCAAAUUUCUGCUUCUAUCCUGUAAAUUAGGCAUGAGGAAUUAUUGAGAAUUUUCUUUGUCAGAUUACACUUUUGAGAACUUCCUCAUGCAGAUGAUUUGGAAACGAUGGAACCUCGUUGGAAGAUGGCUCAGCAAUGGAUAGGUUUCCGAGGACGUCACCACAGUCCCAAGAGUCCCUUGUCCGCCAUUUUGAGUGUCUGAAGCAAUUUAGCGUCUAUGUCAACAAAGCAAGGAAGCCGCUUUCGUCCGAUAAUAAUGGCCACACAUGCCUAGUUUGGGGCUAUACUAACCGCGCUGAAUCCGGGCUAACAAACAGGUAGUAUUUUGAUAUUCCAAAGGUCGUUGUCAACCAGGGAAGUAAAACUAAGCGUCUACCACCGAGCAGGAUUUCUUCCUGAUCCAACAAAGAGACACUAUAAAGUUUCCUCGGAUAAUUUUAACGCGUAACGUUUUCAAUUAAAUACUUGAGGCAACAAGGAAUGAAUAAACUAUGUCUUCUACACAAAGGUAUGACAGAGAAUUCCUUAUUAUAAAGACUUUAAGAGAAAAAAAAUUGACUUACAUUUUUAACUGCAUAGGGCGGUAACCGCUGAGACCUCUCUUCUAUAACUGUCUUGUUAUCCCGUAAUUUUACCGAAGCCUCGACUGCAAAAAGAAGGGCAGACACGUGUGAACACACUUCUCCAAGACCGGCCAUACAAGUACAACGACCGGAGAGAACGUAGCCAUCUUUUUGGGAUAUGAUCCAGGGACGUAGUAGUGGAUCAGUAGACCGCUGAUAUUGUCUUACUCGAGCCGCCAUUACACACUGAUUACCGAUCAGCCGUUGCCGUACAUCUUGAACCCACCCACUCACUAAGUCAUUGUAGGCUUGUAGAGACUUGUAAGCCUUUAGUUCAUCAUGGGUAUAUGCGCUCACAGAAUUCAUGAGAUAAUUAACGAUAUCCGAUGUGUAACGUCAGGGUAGCCUUCCGCAUCGUCACACCAGUCGCUUGCUUGAAAUUCAUAUGGAUUUUUCUCGCCCAUGUCCUUCAAUUUCUCCAAGUAUCUGCCUCUGCUUAAAGCAUCAAAGUGUUUUUGUCCACUACAUUUACAUUCGCUUUAAACGAUGUCAUAACUUUUACACCAAAUGGAAAAUUUAACAAUAGAAUAAACUUCACGCUUCACCUAUGUUCUCUGAACUCUAAGACACAGUAUGGCAUCCAUCGCAAGGCAUGAUGGGUGAUCGGAAACCUAUCCAUUCUGCUUCACCCAAAAAAAAAGUCAGUGUUUUUUUUUUAUCUUUGCCCACUCUCAACACUUGAGUUUGGGCCUUUCACUGGCCCUUUGGCUUUCCACAGCCAUAAAUGGAGACUGACGCACGAAUUGAGUUGGGUCCCCGGGGUGAGGCCGACACAGAUGGGUUCAAAUUCUGAAAACAUUGCAUGCGGUACAAUAGAUGCCAAAUGAAGUACUUUUGUUUGUCUUUACCAUAACUGUCAUGAGCAAGACUUGGCCUCUGCCAAGAGGGGUGACAUCUGUCACCAGUCAGAGCUGUUUUACAUUCGGACUGUAAUUAGACAGGCAUUUAAGUUGGCAUUUUUGUCGCUGGCAUUUGCCAGUUCGUUGCCUUGGGUUAGUGAGUUGCAUUCACUGUCUGUGGGACUCUCCACUCCUAUGCGCAAGUUAGAGUAACCCUAGUCACAGCGAUUGUGUGCCCUUGAGUUUGAUCCUGUCCUGCUGAAUUUGUUAGUUUGCCCCAGAGUCAUCAGACCUUGCUGUAUGUCUUUUGGAUCUCGCUUAGCCUAGCGUUUCUGUGCCUCUGCCUUGUCAGACAGCUACACCGUACAUGACCCAGUUUCCCGGAAUAAACCACAUUGAACAUUAUGCCUCUGUCUCAAAGUCCUGCAUUUGGGUCCGCCCUUGUACUGGAGGUUCGUGACAAUAACAGAACAAAAUCAGUUCAGAUAUACUUUUUGACUUUCAAAAGCACAGACACAAACACAGCUGGCACUUUGUAUUAAUCAACUUCACGAAGGAUGGUGGGGGGCACGACCCAGGGCACGAAAACCACCACCUUCACCACUCGACCCCAAGCGUGGACGAGAGUACAAUUAAAAGGCACAAAAAUAUGUGGCAAAUCCAGUGUAUAAAUCCGUGUUUGCAUCAUUACCAAAGCAACAACGAGCAGGAACUGAAACAAAGAAAAACAGCUCAGAAUAAGAAUAAGAUGGAAUUUCUAAGAAUGAAACUAAACACUCAUUAAAUGUAAUAAGUAAACACACAUAGGUAAAGCAAAGAAAAACUGUUGGAGAGAUGGAGGGUUGUUAUUCACAUCUUAAAGAAGUAUAAUUUUAAAGUAAAAAAGUUUCAGUGGUAAUUUAUUGCCGUAUACAUUGACAGUGUUGUGUCAAAUGGUGCCUAUUUUUGAACAGGCGAAUUGUGUGCAGCGUAUGAAAUUCACACCGUACUGACUGUUCUCCGUUUAUGUAUUUUUAUGUUGCUGUAAUCCCAAAGGAAUGUGAUUUUGUUUAUCAGGACUGAACACGUGUGGCUGACAACAGACGAGCGGAUGCGCGCUGCAAAAAAAAAAAAAAAAAAAACUCAAGCAUGCGAGGCCGCCCAAAGGAGAAGUGAGGGCUGUAAAUGCUGUCAGUACACACAUUUUCCUGAGCGCACCCAAGCCCAAGACGGGAGCGGAACCGGCCUUCACCCGGGAACGAUGCCUUUUUUCUGGAUGCUGCUCUGGUUGCUAACCAACCCUUGGACUCUCCUCUCUCAUCCGGACGGAUGUGGCGUUCAGGAGGCUGACAGCUCACGCCGAGACGUAUUAAUGGAGUUAUUACAAUGUCAUAAUGACUAUGAAUCCUACGUCUACUGCACAUGGAGCGAGGGACCACACGUACGUCCCCCACUGCAGCUCCGGUUCUACACGGGAGGUAGCAGUGAGCGAUGCGAGAACUUUGACGACGAGGUCCAAAAGGCAGAUCAGAACAGGACUGUCCGGUGUAGAUAUAAAACGCCUUCCUUUUCCAUUGGCAUCCAACAUACGGUCUUCUUUGUCAAGGACGACACAAGUUGCUCACCAGCCCCACACAAGCCCUUGAAGCUGACUGAAGUGCGAGCACGCGCACCUGCGGAUUUGUCAAAGUUUGACGACGGUGAUGAACGUCUGUGGCUAAAAUGGUCCAGCCCUUAUCCCACGUCCUCUUCCCUGAACAAAAGCCUCAGGUACCAAGUCGGCUACAAGGCGGAAAGGCAGGACACGUGGACAAUUAUGAACACGACGAGCACAGAAGUCAAACUGGAGACGCGACUGCUGCUCCCGGGUCACAUGUAUGAGGCCAGGGUGAGGGCCCGGGCCGCCGUGGGCCACUGGAGUCACUGGAGCCCCCUGGUGACCUGGAGGAGUAAAGAAGACAGCGGGCACAUUCCCGUCUUGAAUUGUGUGCUGGACGGAGAGGACAAAUUCAUGUGUAGCUGGGAGGUGAGCGAAGACCUGGAUCACAUAAUUACCUACCAGCUGGCCUGUGGACACAACCGCACAGCGCCGUCUGAGAGCUGCUGCGUGAACUCCACCGUCACCUUUGACCCCAGGAGGCCACUAGUACACUACAGCUGCUCGCUGAGUGUCGCGAAAACCGCGCAACUGCUGCUGCAGCUGCGACCGACUCGCAAGGCAAAGACGUUCAGGGCCAGCAAGCACAUUCGUCCCAGGCCACCACACCAGGUGGCAGUGAGAGAAAAAGGCAACAACUGGAUGGUGAAAUGGACCGAACCCAGCACAGCCUCAAAAAUCCGACUAUAUUAUCAAGUGCGCUAUUACGAGACACGGGAUGAGCAGGGCUCCUCUCGGCUGCUGAAUGUCGCAGAAGGCUCCACGUCAGUGAACAUCCUGGGGAUGUCCCUGAGCCCGUUCCAGCACCACCGGGUCCAAGUCAGGUCUGUAGUCAUCCCCGGAGAGGGUUCACUCUAUGAAGGAAGUCCAUCCGAAUGGAGCAAGCCGGCGGAGUGGACCUCACGUGCAGUCUCGUGGCCCUUCACCGCCAGAGUGUAUUCCUCGAUCAGUGCGACUGUCGUCAUAAUCGUCUUCAUGGCGUUACUCUACUGCACCAUCUCAUCUUGUCAGAGGAAAAUAGUAAUAUGGGUGAAGACUGUUCCUUCUCCUGGCAAAAGCAAAACCCUGUCAGAGAUCAAGUCUGCCACCUCCUGGGCCUUGAUGGAGAACGAGAACACUUACGUCAGCAAUGUGCAGCAAUUGUACAACUUGCCUACAUGCGUCUCCCCCAGCCCCUCGCUGUGGCCAACUGAGGGUGCUGAAAAUAAAGAUUUGGAGCAGGACCGACAGGACUGCAAGUCUAAUAGUUUGCCCCCCUCUCCUGAGAAGGUUAAUGGCUGUAACCUCCCAGUGCACUUCAGCGGCCCAUAUAUCCUCUGCCAGCCAUUAGACUCCAAGAGCAUGUGUGAAGAGACAAAGAAGAACGAAGUAACUUCAUCAGAGGCUCCUCCCUUCGUGGUGGUCGCACACAAGGUAGAAGGUUACGUGUGCCUCCCCAGUGGCAGUGUCGCCACUUCCACGUCGCUCUGGGACGCCGGUGAAAACACGCAAAAGCAUGAGCAGGACCACCCGAGCGCAGAUAAAGCAGCGCCGUCUGAUAAGGUGCUCGACAUCGGCCCCGACGGCAGUGACCCGCCUCCGGCGUACGGCUCAGAGUCGGCCUGGCCCGCCAUAAGGGCCUCAGGGUACUGUCUUCUGCCACCUCCUUCUUAAGAGCACCGAAGGAAGGUGAAUUUUGACAUUUGCUUGUGGAAAGCUGUUUGUUCUGAUCUACUAGUGCACGCUUUAUCUUCACUAGUAAGACAAUUCAGUGACUAGUAGACACACUAGUAAAGGGCAUGUGUCACUUCCAGUACUUGUUGUGUGAUUGUAGUUAUUACUAGUAAAGACCAAAUUGUCCACUUGUGCCACUACUUAAGAGUCAAAGCGAGCAAUAGCAUAAAUUGUAUGACUAUACUAGUACUGCUAGUAAAGGCAAAAAUCUUCACUUGUUGAACAAUUAAACAGCGAAGUACUUGCAAGUAACUUAAGGAAAGAGAAUAAACGCUCAAACAGAUUUGCAUGCUUGCUGCUUGGGUUGAAGAGCCCCUUUCACAUCUGACCAAUGGGGGGCAGUAGUUAGCUGAGACCAAAAAAAGACUUGCUUUCCAGCACAAAGUACCUGUAGUUGCUACACAAGUAUUAUUUUGAUUGAAACAAAAUUAAACAGCGACUAUAAAUCCAUUCCGAUCCGAUGUAAAAAUGAGAAAAAUGUCUUUUACACUGGAAAGGUUUUCAUCUACCAUGUUCAUUUUUGUGGUUGUGGUAUUCAGUUGAGCUGCACUUUAACAUAAGGAGAUGUAGCAAUUUGGUUAACCUAUUUAGCUCCAGCCAUCUAUUUUCUUAGCCGCUUAUCCUCACAAGGGUCGCAGCAUAUUUAGCUACAUGAGAAGGCCAAAGUGUUCGAAAGUAUGCGCAUCUUUGACUAUGAAGAUGAGUGUUAAUGCUGUCAAGCAUCCAUCCAUUUCCAAGCUGCUUAUCCUCACAGGGGUUGUGGGAGUGCCGGCGCCUAUCCCGGGUAACUUCAGAAGGAACUGACUACACCCUGAACUGGUCGCCAGUCAGUCGCAGGGUUUUUCUGUCAGCGGGGUUGUACAAAAUGUCUUCUCUGCAAAAGCAGUUUUUCUGACAGGACUUAAUCUUAUUCCAUUAUGCGGGUGUAUUUAAUAUUAUUUUGCUUUUGCAUGUGUGCAUUACUCAUUGUAAUCACGUGGACAUUUAAAAAUGUGUUAUCCUAAUUGCUUCCAUUAAAAAAAAGUGAAGUACUGAAGUUCAUAAGUUCAUAAAUACUCUUGUGUUUGCUAUGUGGCCAUACAUGCAUGUUUGCACAGAGGUGUGUGUUUUUGGGACUUGUUGUCAAUGUCCAUGCUUGGCAGGCAAUGAAUAUCGCAAUGAUACUAAACUGCUGUGUUAAACAUGAGCGGUCGUGAUGGUGCGCCUAGAUAACCAAACCUUAUACAGUGAAGAAAAUAAAUAUUUGAACACCCUGCUAUAUUGCAAGUUCUCCCACUUAGAAAUCAUGGAGGGGUCAGAAAUUUUCAUCGUAGGUGCGUGUCCACUGUGAGAGAGAUCAUCUAA